This is a messenger RNA of Helobdella robusta, 1812 nucleotides long. RefSeq lists its product as hypothetical. Lineage: Eukaryota; Metazoa; Annelida; Clitellata; Rhynchobdellida; Glossiphoniidae. The record is from RefSeq and is a predicted model, not a curated record. Gene Ontology annotation, cellular component: plasma membrane. The transcript has a single exon. The coding region runs from base 1 to 1812 and encodes 603 amino acids.
AUGAAUCAAACGAUAUUUUCAUACAGUUUGUUUUUAAUUAUUUCCACCAACCUGUCCUCAAUAGCCCAUGCAGCAAUUGACUUGAAAGAAUCUUACAUAGGAUGCUAUCGAAACAUCAGCUCAACGAAAACAGUUGCAUCAGUUGGCUCAGUGGAUGAAUGUUCACUGAAGUGCACAGAUGAAAUUAACAAUAUGAUCGCUUUGAAGAGUGGAAAAGAAUGCAACUGUAUUGGAAGGUUAGAUUCGGCAGUGGCUUCAUCCCAGUGUGAUGUUCUUUGCGCCAAUAGAGAUGCUUGUGGUGGAAGGGACUCAUAUUCCGUUUAUAAAAGCAAGCCACGAAAGACGCACGAUGACUACGCCAGUUUUGAAACACGUCAGACAGAUGUCAUUUUGAUAACGUUACCAAACACUUACACAUUUGAAAUGUGCGCACAUUUCUGUUUUGAGACAAAUUAUACGUUUUUCCAGAAGAUCGACCCGUCGAACAGAUGCGGUUGCUUUCAAGAACAUGGUACAGGAAGUAGCUACUUCACACAAUUAAUUUGUGAUACCUGCUCAAGUGACAGAUCCGAAGUUUGCAGAUGUUAUCAUCAGGGUCAUGAGGAAAAAAUAGCGAUAUUCGCAACACGCUUCCAAUACGACUUCCAACGAGGAGUAUCGACUUAUUCUCACUGCAGAAACAGAAACAACGGAAGUUACGAAAUAACUGCAAACUGUCCCGAUGGAUGCGAUCCGGGAUGGAGAGGUGAUUCAUGCAGAGAAAGAGAUUGCUCAUCAGAUGGAGGAGAUUGUCCCGUUGGAAUGGAAUGUAUUGAGUCCACGGUGAAUGGUAAUAAGUACGUUGAAUGUGUCUGUCCCCCUGGUAAGGUCAGAAACAAAUGGUACCAAUGUGAGGUUUUCAGGAAAAAUUUAGCUUUACAUAAACCUCCUUAUUACAGUUCAAUCUAUAAAGAACACGACGACCCCACGAUGGGUGCUCAUUACAAAAUACAUUUAACAGACGGCAACUAUGACGGCUACCACAUAUCUCACAUACUUGAUGCCAUGCCAGCCUGGAUGGCGGUCGACCUGCUCAAUUUAUAUUGCGUAGGAUUCAUCAGAGCAUACAACAGAAUAAAUCAAAGGACUGACUUCCUGAAAAGAAUGGACAAGUUUGUUGUAAGGUUGAACGAAACGUUCGAUGUGAGCAAUAGAGAAGACAUCAGAGACAAAGUCAACUUGUGCGGGUACGGACCAGAAGAAGCGAUACAGGGCGGAAAUCCCAUGAUUGUCUUUUGUGAGAACUUUACUAUCUUCACAAGAUUUGUUUUCAUUCAACCAUCUAAUGAGAGAAUGAAAGAUCAUCAUACAGCACUCGCAGAGUUGGAAGUAUUCGAAGCUGGAUGCGAUCUUUUCAACGGGAGGUGUGGUGUGGAGCCGUGCAGAGAGGAGAAGAAAGAAGAUUCAACAAUCAUCCACUGCAAUGAGGAAAAUGACAAAAAAGAAAAAAAUGGCAGCAAAGAGAAAAAUGACAGCAAAGAGAAAAAUGACAGCAAAGAGAAAAAUGACAGCAAAGAGAAAAAUGACAGCAAAGAGAAAAAUGACAGCAAAGAGAAAAAUGACAGCAAAGAGAAAAAUGACGGCAAGCAAUUGGUUGACCCUUCACGCACGACCUAUACCAUAUUAGGUUGGUCACUCCUGCCGCUGCUGCUAACACUUCUAACUUGCUGUAUAAUUUUUAUGAUAAAGCGAAGGAAAAAGGAAAAAAAUGAUUCAAGCCAAAGCCCAAAGGACUCCUCUGCUGACACAUCGGAACCAGAUUCCACACUUUAA